AUGACCAACAAUCGCCCUCCUCCUCCUCCACCUGACCGUGUGGAUGAACUAGCCCGUCAAAUCUCCUUCCUCACCACCCAAUUUGAAGCUCUGAGCAAACGGUUAACGGAGCCGUCGUCGUCCCCGGCUUCGGGUCGCUCCUCCUCAGAAUCUUCCAACCGUCCUCGCCUGAAACUUGACGUUCCUCGCUUCGACGGCACCGACACCCAUGGGUGGAUCUUCAAAAUCUCCCAAUUCUUCACUUAUCACCAGACUCCUGAUGAAGAGCGCAUUACCAUCGCCUCGUUCUACCUCGACGGGGCUGCCCUCGCAUGGUAUCAAUGGAUGUAUCGUAACCACCAGAUUGUGUCAUGGCCACAGUUUCUCACCGCCUUGGAAACUCGGUUUGCUCCCACCGCAUUCGACGAUCCUCGGGGAAAUUUAUUCAAGUUAACUCAAUCAACCACCGUCGCUGCUUACCUUACAGAGUUUGAAGCCAUUGCCAAUCGCUUAGAAGGUCUCUCUGCCGCCGAUCUUCUGAGUUGUUUUGUCUCCGGCCUAAAAACAGAAAUUCGCCGUGAAAUUUUGGCUCUUCAACCAACCACCAUUGCUCAAGCUGCCGGGUUGGCUCGUUUACAAGAGGAUAAACUUCACGAUAUUGCGCGUGCCUCGCGUCAACGGCAGAGCACUCCGUGGCAACCACCGUCAAAUUGGCGCCCUACGGUUAAAACAGCCACCGAUGUGACCCCGACGGUCAAAUCCUCUCCUGGGAUUCUCCCUACUCCUCCGGUGAAGCCGCGUUUCCGCCAUCUCUCUAGUGUUGAGAUGGAUGAGCGACGAGAGAAGGGACUAUGUUUCAACUGUGACCAACGAUGGUCCCGUUCCCAUAAAUGCGGUGCUCGCGUUUUUCUAUUAUUAGCUAACAGCGAUGAAGCUUCAGUUGAUGCCGGUGACCUUGAACAGGCAGCUACACAGUUGAGUUCGGAUGAUGAUCCACGGGUUGAAUCAACUGCCACCGCAGCACAGUUGAGCUUGCAUGCUCUCUCUGGUGACCACGCUGCUGACACCUUUCGGGUAGUGGGCCGAAUCGGGCCACAAACAGUCCAUGUGCUUGUGGAUGGAGGAAGCACGCACAAUUUUGUGCAAGAGACUAUCGCUAAGACUUUGGGCUUGACUCUUGACCCAAUUGAUCCAUUUAGGGUAUUAGUGGGUAGUGGCCAAGAAUUGCAUUGCACUCAUGUGUGUCCUGGGGUGUCUAUUGUAAUUCAGGAUCACACUUUCUCAGUGGACUUGUACGUAUUGGGGUUACGAGGUGCUGAUCUGGUUUUAGGGGCACAGUGGCUUAGACAACUUGGGCCGGUGCUGAUGAAUUACAAUAAUCUCACCAUGUGUUUCUUUCAUAACAACUCCUGUGUUGAACUACAAGGCCUCGCACCUACCCCCACCGUGGGCUUGCAUUCAUUUCACAAAUUAACCCGUCACAAUCCUGAGGCCCAACUAUUCUCCUUACGCAUUUCUGGACUUUCAACCACAGAUAAUCCACCCAAUCAAACUGACUCACCUAACACAUCCCUAUCUCUCCUUCCUCCCCAAUUCCAAACCCUAAUCACUCAUCAUGCCAAGCUAUUUGCAGAACCAUCUUCUCUCCCACCCCCACGCACCACUGACCAUACAAUUCCCCUCAUUCCACAAUCAACUCCUGUCAAUGUGCGUCCUUAUCGUUACCCCCAUUCCCAGAAAUUGGAAAUCGAAGCUCAGGUUUCUAAAUUUCUCAGUACUGGUUGGAUUCAACCAAGCACCAGCCCUUUCUCCUCGCCUGUACUGUUGCUUAAGAAGAAGGAUGGGACCUGGCGAAUGUGUGUAGAUUACAGAGCAUUGAACACUAUCACAGUGCGUGACAGGUUCCCUCUUCCCACCAUAGAUGAGUUGCUUGAUGAGUUAGGCAGCGCCCAGGUAUUCUCUAAGUUGGAUUUAACUUCUGGGUUUCACCAAAUACGGGUUGCUCCGCAAGAUAUCCACAAGACCGCCUUUCGCACGCAUGAUGGUCACUAUGAAUAUCGUGUCAUGCCUUUUGGACUCUGCAACGCACCGUCUACGUUCCAAGCAACAAUGAACGACAUUUUCAGGCCUUUACUGCGAAAAUCAGUAAUUGUAUUUUUUGAUGAUAUAUUGGUUUUCAGUGAAACAAUGGAGAGCCAUUUGGAACAUUUGACUCAAGUUUUCUCUAUACUUGAGAAGCAUGAAUUCCACUUGAAACCAUCAAAAUGCACUUUCUGCCAAUCCCAAAUUGCCUACCUUGGUCACAUUGUCACUGCAGGCACCGUUGCUCCUGAUCCCCUCAAAAUCCAAGGAGUUUUGGAUUGGCCCACUCCUAAAACAGUUAAGAGCUUACGCGGUUUCCUUGGCUUGUCGGGGUUUUAUCGCCGUUUUGUGCGCUCCUACGCUAGUUUAGCACACCCCCUCACUUCCCUGUUGAAGACAAAUGCCUUUGAGUGGUCGACUAUAGCACAAAGCGCUUUUGACACCUUGAAACAGGCACUUGCUUCUGCUCCAGUCUUGUCUCUGCCAGAUUUUGGGAAGCCUUUCAUAGUUCAAACCGAUGCUUCGGGGUAUGCCAUGGGAGCUGUUUUGUUGCAAGAUGACCAUCCCAUCGCCUACUUCAGUAAGUUGUUCUGUCCUAGACUCUCUAAGGCUUCUACUUAUAUACGUGAAUUACAUGCUAUCACGUGUGCUGUUAAGCGUUGGCGUCAAUAUUUGUUGGGUCACUACUUUGUCAUCCAAACGGAUCAUCGUAGUCUUAAGGAGCUACUCACACAAGUUAUUCAAACCCCUGAGCAGCAGUUUUAUUUGUCCAAACUAUUAGGUUAUCAUUAUGACAUUCAGUAUAAAGCGGGGAAAACCAAUGUGGUGGCCGACGCUUUGUCUCGUUGUUUUGAGUCAGGAGCUUAA
This is a messenger RNA of Lathyrus oleraceus (garden pea), 2928 nucleotides long. RefSeq lists its product as uncharacterized. Bases 1 to 2928 code for a protein of 975 amino acids. The transcript has a single exon. Lineage: Eukaryota; Viridiplantae; Streptophyta; Magnoliopsida; Fabales; Fabaceae. The record is from RefSeq and is a predicted model, not a curated record.